ACAAAAAGAAAAAUUCAUAUGGACGCCAGAAGUGCUGAAUGUUUUGACCUCUGCUUGAUUAAAAAUUAGAUGACGUUCGCAGCUGCAACACUAUAAUUCCACUCGUUUUGUAUCUUUUUUUUCCCCAAUGAAAUCGGCAUUCAUGCCUUUUUCUGAGAUUUUCUUUUGAUGAGACGGGAGCGCGUUCGAUUGCGCGCGUGACCGUCCGGGGCCGUCCUGUCCCCUUCCCAACAGCAGAUGACGCUCUUGUUCUACUGUGCUGCCAUUUUUUUGCGAAAGGCAUGCUCGUCGUGCUCCCCCGCACUCACCAGCCGCAGCAGCUCAAAGUUUACUGGACACGUUUUUGCUAUUCAUCAAUAUCCCCGUUGAGUAUCAACGCCAAUUUAUGAGUGGCCAACAUGCGCACGUGAUCCCAUACAAAUAGGCCAUAUUUGGGCAGCGCGCAUGGGAUCAAGGAUUUUUUUAAAAAAAGAUACCAAAGGCUAGUCCACCGAUAAAUCUUGGAUUAUUUUUUUAGGAGAGGCCAAUUUUUUUCUUCUUCUUCCAAACUGGGCGAGCAAGAAAAGCAAUGAUCAACACAAAUCAGGGAAUAAGCGCAAGCUUCUCGUUGCUAAAGGUGUAAAGCGGUUCUUCUUUUCUUUUUUUUUUUCUUUUUUUUAAAUGAGCUCUUAUGUUGACAGCUGCUGUGUGAAGCAGGCGGGCGAGACAAGUUGUCCAAUGUUUGGCUUCAGUGUGGCGGGGCGCGGGUCCAGCCUGUGUCACGGAGGAUCCGCCGGCUCGCUCGGACGGGGCGCGAUGCAAAGCAGCGUACGAGGCAGCCCGGGGGAGGCUCCCCUCCCGCCGCCGCCGGCUUGCGCGCAUUCCGGCCCGGUCGCGCAGCGCUCGGGAGGCUUCCCGUGCGGCCGCGGUGCAGACAGAGUGCCAGAUAGGAGCGCCAAGUCCGGCGGCGCCCGGAGCCUGCAAGAAGGCGCCCCCGGUGCGGAGAAGGCGCAAACGGGCUCGCGCAACGCCAGCGCGCAGCGAGGCGACGAGCACGGACCGCAGAUUUAUCCGUGGAUGACCAAACUGCACGUGAGCCACGAAUCGGAGGGCAAGCGCUCGAGGACGAGCUACACCCGCUACCAGACUCUGGAACUGGAGAAGGAGUUCCACUUCAACCGCUAUCUGAGCCGCCGCAGGCGCGUGGAGAUCGCGCACACGCUGUGCCUCAACGAGAGACAGAUCAAGAUCUGGUUCCAAAAUCGGCGCAUGAAAUGGAAGAAGGACUCCAAGACUAAAGUCAAGGAAUAAGGGCAUGGCCGAACACACUUUGCGCAAGCAGCUGUCUGACCUCCGGAUGAACUGCGGGGAGCAAUGACGUCAUGACACCGCAGCGUGACUCUUCCAUCAGCAAUUAUGUGUCGGCCGUUGCAGUUCGGAAUCCAAUGUAUUGACUCUCGCUCACGCUGAUCAAUCGGUUUGCGUUGCUAAAUGAAUUAAUUUGCUGCCUAUACAAGAAGUUGAGGGGCGCUGCGGAGCCAAACGUCCACCGAAUUCCUAAAUGGAAUUUAUUUAGAACUUGGAUGAGGAAACCACGUCAACUUUACCUCCUACGUCAUGUGAUUAAAAAAAACAAAAAACUUUUUUUUUCUAAGUGCUCCAUGUAUUUUGUUAUUUUCUGCGUUCGGCGAUGUGUCAUUGUGAAUAAAUGAACUCGUGUGUAAUCCGACUGUGUGUGAUGAUACUGUGAUGUGAGUGUUUGUGUGUGUGUGUGUGCGUGCGUGCGUGUGUGUGGAGGGGGCUGUCAUCUUUAGACUUCCGGUCCUGACGAAUAAUCGAAUCAGCGAUUCACUGUUGACUGUAACUAUAAUAAAAUGAUUACACGCA
This is a messenger RNA of Syngnathus typhle (broad-nosed pipefish), 1866 nucleotides long. RefSeq names its product homeobox C5a (gene hoxc5a). Bases 661 to 1290 code for a protein of 209 amino acids. Gene Ontology annotation, biological process: anterior/posterior pattern specification; regulation of transcription by RNA polymerase II. The record is from RefSeq and is a predicted model, not a curated record. NCBI's taxonomy places the organism in Eukaryota, Metazoa, Chordata, Actinopteri, Syngnathiformes, Syngnathidae. The transcript is spliced from 2 exons. Gene Ontology annotation, cellular component: nucleus. Gene Ontology annotation, molecular function: RNA polymerase II cis-regulatory region sequence-specific DNA binding; DNA-binding transcription factor activity, RNA polymerase II-specific.